AUGGUGCAAGCUUGGUAUCAUGAUAAUAAGGAGGGUGAUCAGAAAAAGCCACACCAACCUGAUCGGCCUGAAUUCGUAACGUUAGAAAAGUUGCUAACGUUUGGGGUCCAUUAUUGGAAGAUAGAAUCACAAGACCAGCUGGAUAAGUUAGCCGUGGAAAGAGGCUACAAUUACAACGACGAAGUUACGUGUAACAGAGAAAAACUUCCAAAUUAUGACGUCAUGAUGAAGAAAUUUUUCGAGGAACACGUCCACACGGAUGACGAGACGAGGUUCGUUAUAAACGGGUCCGGAUACUUCGAUGUAAGAGAUCCCACUAAUGAUACAUGGAUAAGAGUGUACGUUGAAACGGGGGAUAUGAUAUCUGUCCCGCCAGGAUUGUAUCACAGGUUCACAACUGAUGAAAAUGAUUACGCACAUUUGAGAAGAUUCUUCCAAGCCAGUCCUGAUUGGACUGCUUACAACAGAGCUGAUGGUCUGCACCCUUCCACUGUUCAGUAUCUCAAAACUUAUGGCAAAGGCAAAUAA
This is a messenger RNA of Helobdella robusta, 528 nucleotides long. RefSeq lists its product as hypothetical. NCBI's taxonomy places the organism in Eukaryota, Metazoa, Annelida, Clitellata, Rhynchobdellida, Glossiphoniidae. Bases 1 to 528 code for a protein of 175 amino acids. The transcript is spliced from 4 exons. Gene Ontology annotation, molecular function: acireductone dioxygenase [iron(II)-requiring] activity. The record is from RefSeq and is a predicted model, not a curated record.